Messenger RNA from Lethenteron reissneri (Far Eastern brook lamprey), 978 nucleotides. Its product is annotated as olfactory receptor class A-like protein 4. NCBI's taxonomy places the organism in Eukaryota, Metazoa, Chordata, Hyperoartia, Petromyzontiformes, Petromyzontidae. The record is from RefSeq and is a predicted model, not a curated record.
AUGGCGUCUGGCACCUUGACCCCCUUCGUCUCCGUCUUCGUGGUGCUCAUGGUGGUUGGAGGGGUGGGCAACGUUGGCCUCUUGGUGAGCGUCAGAGGGGACCACGCCAGGGCACCGCUGCAGCAGCUACUGCUGCUGCCCGACCUCGUGGUCGUCCACCUCGGCGUGGCGUGCCUCCUGCACGCGCUCAGCGGAGGCGUCUCCCUCCUCGUCACCGCCAACGUCUGCUGCCAGGAGCUGGCCGACGGCUUCUGUGGGACCAUCAACUUCUUGAUCAGGUACGGCUCCACGUUGGGUGGCUGGUUCACGCUGCUGCUCAGUCUCUACCGCUACGCGAAGCUGCGCACGCUGGACCGACCCUCGCUGGCGGUGACGCGACUCGAGGGUGCCACGUGGCCUCGCCGCUGCUGCUCGCUACUCUGGGCCGCGAUCGCCCUCGUCCACUCGCCCACGGUUUGGUCGGCGAUCUCCGCUGGGAGUUCCUCCUACACCGCCACCACCGCCAUGUCCAGUGCCUCCACCAACGUGGUGAACUACGUCUUCGUGUGGCUCCCCGUGGUCCUCAUGCUGCUGAGCAACACGCAGAUGGUGCGGCAGCUGUGGAGGCACCGACGCUCCGUGGACGCGGAGUCGAACCUGGGAGCGGCGGUGGGGAGCGGACGGGCGCGCGCCUGCGUGCAAGCGGCAAAGGUCGUGACCUGGGUGGUGCUACUCACCGUCGCUGUCUACGUGGGGUGCAAGGGCGCCAUCGGCGCGGGUCUGGCCGCCUCGUUCGUCCGCGGCAGCGCCGCACCGCCGCUGCCGGGCGUGUCGCUCUUCAUGUCCAUCUCGGGCCCCCUCUUCCCGGCGCUGUGCCCCUGCCUCAUCCUCGCCGGGGACUCCAAGAAGAGGGAGGCGCUGCUCGAGGCGCUGCGCCGGGCGCUGCGCGUCGCGCCGAGGAGGAACCAGGAGGAGCGGCGGGGUGCUGGCGAGGACUGA